Molecule: messenger RNA, 720 nt
Organism: Austrofundulus limnaeus
Lineage: Eukaryota; Metazoa; Chordata; Actinopteri; Cyprinodontiformes; Rivulidae
Source: RefSeq, a predicted model, not a curated record
UCCUCUGAUCUGUGUUACAGGGUGCCGACCAACAUGUCCACACAGGCGCCGACGUUCACUCAGCCUCUUCAGAGCGUCGUGGCACUAGAGGGUAGUGCCGCGACGUUCGAGGCUCAAGUUAGUGGUUCUCCAGUUCCUGAGGUGAGCUGGUUUCGUGAUGGCCAGGUUCUUUCCACCGCCGCUCUGCCCGGCGUUCAGAUCUCGUUCAGCGAUGGCCGCGCUGUUCUGAGGAUCCCCGUUGUGACCGCCGCACACAGCGGACGCUUUUCUGUCAGAGCCACCAACGGUGCUGGACAAGCCACAAGCACAGCUGAACUCCUCGUUACAGGUGAGACAGGGACAGGGUCCAUGGAUGGAAGCAAAGCAUUCUGGAUAAAAGUUCUGGUUCUCCUCCUGACUGAACUCUUCUCCAGCAGCUGUGGUGAUGAUGAGUCGUCCUCCCAUCAUGCCCUGCAGCCUGACCAAUCACAGGCCCCGCCCUGCGUGAUGUCAGCGGGGUAUAAAGAGCGCGGCUGCCGGUCRGCCCCCCUGAGCAGGGUCAGCGUUCCCGGCCGGAGGAACCGCUCUGCUCUUCUGGACUUUCUGACCCGGGUUCUGGACACAGACCUUCAGCUUCCUGCAGACCGCCCAGCUUUGGGCCCCCAGGCACCCUUGUGCAGACAAGUUGUGGAGCUGUUUCGGCUGUUUGUGGCUGAAGAUGAUGCAGACCUCCCAGAAUAG